Molecule: messenger RNA, 1677 nt
Organism: Spodoptera exigua (beet armyworm)
Lineage: Eukaryota; Metazoa; Arthropoda; Insecta; Lepidoptera; Noctuidae
Source: the annotation of a GenBank genome assembly
GUCAAUUACAAAAUAUAACCUCAAAAUAGGGAAACAAAACAAAUCAUAAAAAAAAAUCAUCUAAUAUUUCGAAAUGGAUGAAAAACAAAAAACGUUGAUAUGCGGCGAUGUAAAUGGAAACUUUAAAGCUUUAUUUUCUCGUGUGGAAUCGAUCAUCAAGAAAUCAGGACAGUUUGAUGUCUUACUAUGUGUGGGAAACUUUUUUGGCGAUGAUAAUUCAGAGCUGGAUGCUUAUAAGAUGGGCACUCGGAAAGUACCAGUAACCACAUAUGUUUUUGGGCCAUCCAACCCUGAACAUGUGCCUCUGUACUGCGAGGAAGGAUCUGAAAUUGUGCCAAAUGUGAUUUAUAUGGGAAAAAGAGGGAUAUUUACAACUAGUGCUGAUGUUAAAAUAGCAUAUCUAACUGGUUUGUCUCGGAGGGAACUUGGUAAAGAGCUCCCCAUGUGCACUUUUGAACCAAGUGACUGCAGUGCAGUGAGGGAUGCAUGUUUUAGAGGACAGAGCGAGUAUAGAGGGGUGGAUAUGUUGAUUACUACUCUCUGGCCUGCUGGAAUACAACAGGAUGAAACACAAAAGAUAGAUGUAGAUGAAGAGAGGUUAUCAAACUUGCUUUCUUGGCUUGCCAUCCAUAUAAAACCGAGGUACCAUUUUGUACCUUCACCUGACAAACAUUACGAAAGACAACCUUACAGGAACCUCUCCACUCAUCAAGACUACAGAGAAUGCGCCACAAGGUUCAUAGCGUUAGCUCCAGUCGGCAAUAAGGUCAAAGAGAAGUGGAUCUACGCAUGCUCCUUGCAACCAAUCUCCAAGAUGAGAGUCACAGAUCUGUUGCAAGGGACCACUGAUGAAACCGUAUGCCCAUAUGAUCCGGACCUGUUGAUGCAACAUCAACCUGGAAAAGUUGUGAAGUUUAGUGGUAAUGGACAGUACUUCUUCAGUACGGAUGGACCGGAAGAUGACAGUGGCAAGAGAAAACGAAGGGAUAGAGAUGACAACCCAGAGAGGAAGAAGUUUGAUCCAGAAACAUGCUGGUUCUGCCUAUCUUCUCCAUCGGUGGAGAAACAUUUAGUAAUAAGUGUGGGCAGUCAUUGUUACCUAGCGCUGGCGAAGGGGCCGUUGACCCCAUACCAUGUACUUAUCCUGCCUAUAGCACAUCACCAGUCUUUGGUUAAGGUACCAGACGAAAUUUCAGAAGAGAUAAAGAAAUUCAAGGCGGUGCUGAAGCAGUUUUACGCUUCAAUGGGCAUGCUGGUUGUGUUCUUCGAGCGCAACUACCGUACCUCACACAUGCAGAUACAGUCUGUACCGGUGCCCAAGAUCUGUGAGUCGCAGAUACUGGAAAUAUUCCAGGACGAGGCAGGUAUAAACAAGAUCCCGCUAGAAGUGCUCCCGCCAUACACUGACAUACGGCAGAUGAUGUUGCCAGGCGCGCCAUACUUCCACGCCGAGCUGCCCAACGGAGACCAGAUAUUCGCCAAGCCGAAGCAGAACUUCCCUAUACAUUUCGGAAGGGACGUAUUAUCAACCCCACAAAUCCUGAAUUGCGAAGACAAGGCUGACUGGCGACAGUGUUUGAUCUCCAAAGAGGAGGAAAUAGAAUACGUGAAGGAUUUCAGAGAUAAGUUCCGACCCUUUGACUUCACCGCUGAUGCUGAUAGCGACAGCGAUUAGUU